CAGACGAUCGCUGCGAAACAAGCAGUGUUAGUAUGAAGUAGUUAGUGGUAGGUUAAGCGAGUUGUGGAUGGUGGGUCGUGAAUCUUUUGGGUUAGUGACGUGUAGAGUGACUAUGGAAAAUGAAACAAGUAGUCCGUGUAAGCAAACUACAUCUGACAUCUCGUGCCUCUAUCCAGAAAUCCUAGCCCUGAUUUUCAGCUAUCUAAAUGUACGGGACAAGGGACGCGCAGCGCAAGUUUGUGCAGCCUGGCGGGAGGCGGCGUAUCAUAAGUCCGUUUGGCGUGGGGUUCGGGCUCGGCUUCACCUAAGACGUGCCAAUCCUUCUUUGUUCCCGAGUUUAGUUCGCCGAGGUAUCCGUCGAAUACAAGUUCUUAGUUUGCGAAGAAGUCUUCGAGACGUUGUGUUAGGUGUGCCGAACCUGAAGUCUUUAAAUUUAAUGGGGUGCUACAACUUGAGCGACCCGUGGGUCAGCCACGCCCUGGUUCACGAUAUGCCAGCCCUGACAGAGUUGAAUCUCAGCAUGUGUAAACAGAUCACGGACUCCAGCUUGGGGCGUAUUGCUCAACACCUACAGUACUUGGAAUAUUUAGAUCUGGCUGGCUGCUGUAACAUUACGAACACUGGCUUACUUCUCGUGGCCUGGGGACUCAGGCGACUUCGUAGUCUGAACUUGCGCAGCCUUCGACAUGUAUCAGACACAGGAAUUGGUCAUUUGGCCGGUUUGACUCCGGAAGCCGUUGAUGGAACCGUGGCUUUGGAACAUUUGGGACUUCAGGACUGCCAGAAACUCACGGACGUUGCCCUCAGGCACGUGAGUCUUGGCCUUCAUCAGCUCAAGAGCAUCAAUCUAAGUUUUUGUGCUAGCGUUACAGAUUCGGGCCUCAAAUACCUAGCGCGGAUGUCCGAGCUCCGCGAACUGAACCUCAGUAGCUGCGACAACAUCACAGAUCUAGGCAUGAUUUACUUGGCCGAAGGGGGCUCGCGAUUAACAUCUCUGGACGUCAGUUUCUGUGACAAGGUGGGGGAUCAAGGCCUCCUGCACAUCUCUCAAGGUCUCUUCAAUCUACAAAGCCUGAGUCUUAACGCUUGUCCCAUCAGUGACGAAGGUGUGAGCCGUAUUGCUCGCACGUUGUCAGACCUGCAGUCCUUAAACAUUGGUCAGUGCUCGCGCGUGACAGAUAAGGGUCUUAGUCUCAUUGCAGACCGUUUUCACCAACUCCACAGUAUUGACCUUUACGGGUGUACUAAAAUCACUACAGUGGGGCUAGAAAAGGUCAUGCAACUUCCGUGUCUUUCUGUCUUGAACCUAGGACUGUGGCGAAAAGAAGACACCCGACUCAGCCAGAGCCGUAGCAAGGAUCCUGGGGUUAGACUCCCCUGUGUCUCUGAACCUCCCGCUGCUUACUAAUAUUAAUAACGCUACUGACAAUUUUGUUGAGUUAUAUCACACUCGUUAACUGUUAAAGAAGAUAUUUAAACAGGGCUAUCUUUGCUUGAAUGUAGGUGGUCGUCAUGUCGGUUUCUACGACGACACACGAAAGCAAAGAACAGGGAAGGUUGGCAAGUUGGGUUAAACAAUGUAUUAAUUUUUAUUUAGUUCGUAGCCUCGUCGGGAACACUCUGAAACUCUGCCAAAUCAUCUAGUUUAGAUUACUAACAUAGGUAAGGAUACAACUAUAGUAAUAACUCGAUCGUGAUUUCAUCUUCCAGUUCAAUGUUUAUGAAAGCAAACUUAUCACCCCUUUCUUCAUAAUCGACUUUUCUCUAUACACAAUACUGUUGGAAAGUCUUAUUAUAAAUAUUUAUCAAUUGUUGUAUUUCACAAUCUUAAUACUGUUGUAAUGACAGGUGACGUUAUUAUUUCGUGUGAACAUGUUAUUUAAUACAGUAUUGUUUUAAGUUUUUACUAUGUAAAGACCUGGAAAUUUUUCUAAUAAACGAGUAAAAGGCUUGCUUAAUACAUAAUGAAAGUGAAGAUUAAAAAUCAAUUUACUUAUUAUUAUUAUUUGUUGGCUACAAAUGAAUCUUACAGCUUUAUUUUUCAUUGUUAUAAGUUAUAUACAUUUUCGUGUGCCUCUUCCGUCUCCCGUAUAUCUUGACAUAGCGCAGUUCCCGUAUCCCUACGCCAGUGAGACCAGCAGUGAUAUUUAGAUGUUUAUAUAUAUUGUGUAUAUAAAGUUAAAUAAACGCGUUCCAAUAUAGCAGUAUUUACCUAAGCCUAGCGUUAUGAUCCGAACAUAUAUAUAUAUUUGUUUUACUCCUAGCCUGCGGUAAGUUUAUAGACUGAGAACGCUAAAAUCCAGAAUAAGAUUCACUGGUUGUAGAGAGCGCACAUGGCAUCUUAUGUAGCUUUGCGCUAAAACAAAGAAACCAAACCUCUACUAAGCCUAAUGUAAGUAACUUACUGACACAUGUAUUGUUUUAAAAAAAUCCUGCUGCUAACUAGUGAUAUCUAAAAUCAAUCGUUUGACUGUCUGUCUCUAAGUGUCGUUAACAAUGAUGGUGCCACACUGAGGAAACAGAACAUUAUAACAAUUGUAAGUAAUAUACUUCAUUUCUAGGUGUAUAUUUUGAAUUGUGAUAUAUUUAGGUAACUUUGAUCAAAAUUAUUAUUGUUUAAAUUCAACAACAUCUCAAGUAAACACAGUUUUAUAGAAAAGACUUAUAAUAUUAUGUAGUAUUGUUGACAGUAUAUGGAACAACAAAAUGUGUUAGUCAAAAGUGGCUUUUUGUUUUCCUUUUUUUUUUAUAAUUACAAGCAUCUACACAUACUAUUACACGCACCCACAAAAAGAAACUGAUAAACUUUUGUUAAAUGGUUUCAACUCAAGUCGCUUCUAAUAACAUGUCACAUUUUAGUAAAACAUCGUAACUUCUACUUGAGUAGCCAACACUAGGACCUGGGCUGUAAGAUUUGAAUCAGGUUAGCGACAUCUGUAGGGCAGAUGAUAAUGAAUAAUUAAAAGUUCUCCAUCAAGCCUAAUAAGUUCGAAAGACUACAUGUUUGUAAUGAACUAUGGCUAUAUAAAACCACGAAAAAUACAGUUUUUAAGAUUAGUACUGUGCAGUGGCGGAACAAGAAAUGUGAGGGACGGGCCCCCUGAGAAAACUUUCGCCUAUGGUUGGAUGCCAGAAGAAUUCUUAUGUCGGAACAAUGUUUUGUAUGAACAAGAGUAGUUGGAGUAGUACGGGUGAGGAUAUGAACGUAUUGAUUUAACAUUCUGCAGGAGAAGGGAACUGAAUCUCGAGUUUUGUGUUUCGUAAUACUUUUACUUCACUUUAUUGUCAGUACAUACUGUCACGUGUUUAUUGUUUUUGUUUGUAACACUAUAUUAAUGUUAGUACAUACUGUCACGUGUUUAUUGUUUUUAUUUGUAACACUAUAUUAAUGUCAGUACAUACUGUCACGUGUUUAUUGUUUUUGUUUGUAACACUAUAUUAAUGUUAGUACAUACUGUCACGUGUUUAUUGUACUAGUUUGUAACACUAUAUUAUUGUCAGUACAUACUGUCACGUGUUCAUUGUUUUUGUUUAUAACACUAUAUUAAUGUUAGUACAUACUGUCACGUGUUUAUUGUUUUUGUUUAUAACACUAUAUUAUUGUCAGUACAUACUGUCACGUGUUUAUUGUACUAGUUUGUAACACUAUAUUAAUGUCAGUACAUACUGUCACGUGUUUAUUGUACCAGUCUGUAGCACUAUAUUAAUGUCAGUACAUACUGUCACGUGUUUAUUGUUUUUGUUUGUAACACUUUAUUAUUGUCAGUACAUACUGUCACGUGUUUAUUGUUUUUGUUUAUAACACUAUAUUAUUGUCAGUACAUACUGUCACGUGUUUAUUGUACUAGUUUGUAACACUAUAUUAUUGUCAGUACAUACUGUCACGUGUUCAUUGUUUUUGUUUAUAACACUAUAUUAAUGUUAGUACAUACUGUCACGUGUUCAUUGUACUAGUUUGUAACACUAUAUUAUUGUCAGUACAUACUGUCACGUGUUCAUUGUUUUUGUUUAUAACACUAUAUUAAUGUUAGUACAUACUGUCACGUGUUUAUUGUUUUUGUUUAUAACACUAUAUUAUUGUCAGUACAUACUGUCACGAGUUUAUUGUUCUAGUUUGUAACACUAUAUUAAUGUCAGUACAUACCGUCACGUGUUUAUUGUUCUAGUUUAUAACUAUAUUAAUGUCAGUACAUACUGUCACGUGUUUAUUGUUCUAGUUUGUAACACACGCUUAAGUAAGUCUUAAUUUGGACAAACUGCCAAAUGAUUAUUGUUGUGUUCCUAACUUACUGUUUUAUGUGUAUUUCCAAAUGUUUUAACUUCAUUUUUUGUUAAGGAGAAUACGUAGAAGGAGACUUCUAAUUGGAGAUAUAUAUAUAUAUCCAAGCUGUUUUAGAGUAUUAAAGAAGCGAAGUGUCUCUUUAAGUAUUUCUAACCACUAUAUCGAUUUAAGGAAC
Molecule: messenger RNA, 4457 nt
Organism: Limulus polyphemus (Atlantic horseshoe crab)
Lineage: Eukaryota; Metazoa; Arthropoda; Merostomata; Xiphosura; Limulidae
Product: F-box/LRR-repeat protein 14-like
Exons: 1
Coding region: 68-1408 (446 amino acids)
Biological process (GO): SCF-dependent proteasomal ubiquitin-dependent protein catabolic process
Cellular component (GO): SCF ubiquitin ligase complex
Molecular function (GO): protein binding
Source: RefSeq, a predicted model, not a curated record